Molecule: messenger RNA, 8652 nt
Organism: Eubalaena glacialis (North Atlantic right whale)
Lineage: Eukaryota; Metazoa; Chordata; Mammalia; Artiodactyla; Balaenidae
Gene: SORL1
Product: sortilin related receptor 1
Exons: 48
Coding region: 365-7000 (2211 amino acids)
Biological process (GO): protein targeting to lysosome; protein retention in Golgi apparatus; post-Golgi vesicle-mediated transport
Cellular component (GO): membrane; Golgi apparatus
Molecular function (GO): protein binding
Source: RefSeq, a predicted model, not a curated record
GGCAGAGGAGGCGAGAACUCCAGGGAGGACGGGCGAGCCCCACGCGACUCCCGGUUGCCGCAGGGCGCACGGGCGACGAGUAGCGCCUGCCAGGGAACCGGGCCGCGCGCCCGCUGCCUUGACUUCCCCAUCCCCUCGCGGGGGAGGGGCCGCAGCGGAGAAAGUGCGCGAAGGGGCCGCGGCGGCGAGCCUCCCACGUGACGGGGCCGCGCCGAGCAGAGCGGGACCCGGCGGCGGCGGGCGCAGCAGGGCGGCCUGGAGCCCCGGGAGCGGCGCGCGCGGCCCCGGCCCGGCCGGCGUCCCGGCCUCGCGCUGCACAUUCUCUCCUGGCGGCGGCGCCACCUGCGGUCGCGUUCGCCCGAACAUGGCGACACGGAGCAGCAGGAGGGAGUCGCGACUCCCCUUCCUCUUCACCCUGAUAGCGCUGCUGCCGCCCGGGGCUCUCGGCGAGGUCUGGCCGCAGACGCUGCCCGGCGGCCGCGCGCCCGGGCCCCAGGAUCGGGGCUUCCUCGUGGUGCGGGGCGACCCGCUCGAGCUGCGGCGUGGGGCGCGCGGGGUGCCCCGGGGGGCGGACGAGAAGCCGCUCCGGAGGAGACGGAGCGCUGCCCUGCAGCACGAGCCUAUCCAGGUGUACGGACAGGUUAGUCUGAAUGAUUCCCACAAUCAGAUGGUGGUGCACUGGGCCGGAGAGAAGAGCAACGUCAUCGUGGCCUUGGCCCGGGACAGCCUGGCGUUGGCGAGGCCCAAGAGCAGCGAUGUUUACGUGUCUUACGACUACGGAAGAUCAUUCAAGAGAAUCUCAGAGAAGUUGAACUUUGGCGAGGGGAACAGCAGCGAAGCUGUGAUCGCCCAGUUCUACCACAGUCCUGCGGACAACAGGCGUUACAUCUUUGCAGAUGCUUAUGCCCAGUACCUCUGGACCACGUUUGACUUCUGCAACACCAUCCAAGGCUUCUCCAUCCCAUUCCGGGCAGCCGACCUCCUCCUGCACAGCAAGGCCUCUAACCUCCUCCUGGGCUUUGACAGGUCUCACCCCAACAAGCAGCUAUGGAUAUCAGAUGAUUUUGGCCAGACCUGGAUCAUGAUUCAGGAACAUGUGAAGUCCGUUUCUUGGGGAAUCGAUCCCUACGACAAGCCAAACACCGUCUACGUUGAACGGCACGAACCCUCUGGCUACUCCACAGUUUUCCGAAGUACAGACUUCUUCCAGUCCCGGGAGAACCUGGAGGUGAUCCUGGAGGAAGUGAGGGACUUCCAGCUGCGGGACAAGUACAUGUUUGCCACAAAGGUGGUGCAUCUCUUCGGCAGUCUGCAGCCAUCCUCUGUCCAGCUCUGGGUCUCCUUUGGCCGCAAGCCCAUGCGAGCAGCCCAGUUUGUCACAAGAUAUCCUAUUAAUGAAUAUUACAUUGCGGAUGCCUCCGAGGACCAGGUGUUCGUGUGUGUCAGUCACAGUAACAACCACACCAACCUGUACAUCUCGGAGGCAGAGGGGCUGAAGUUCUCGCUGUCCUUGGAGAAUGUGCUCUAUUACAGCCCAGCAGGGGCAGGCAGUGACACCUUGGUGAGGUAUUUUGCAAAUGAACCAUUUGCUGACUUCCACCGCGUGGAGGGGUUACAGGGAGUCUACAUUGCUACUCUGAUUAAUGGUUCCAUGAAUGAAGAGAACAUGAGAUCAGUCAUCACCUUUGACAAAGGGGGGACCUGGGAAUUCCUUCAGGCCCCAGCCUUCACAGGAUAUGGAGAGAAAAUCAAUUGUGAGCUCUCCCAGGGCUGCUCCCUCCACCUGGCCCAGCGGCUCAGCCAGCUGCUCAGCCUCCAGCUCCGAAGGAUGCCCAUCCUGUCCAAGGAGUCGGCGCCCGGUCUCGUCAUUGCCACGGGUUCGGUGGGAAAGAACUUGGCAAGCAAGACAAACGUGUACAUCUCCAGCAGUGCUGGAGCCCGGUGGCGAGAGGCUCUUCCUGGACCUCACUACUACACAUGGGGAGACCAUGGCGGGAUCAUCGUGGCCAUCGCCCAAGGCAUGGAAACCAACGAGCUGAAGUACAGCACCAACGAAGGGGAGACCUGGAAAACAUUCGUCUUCUCCGAGAAGCCGGUGUUUGUGUACGGGCUCCUCACGGAGCCUGGCGAGAAGAGCACUGUCUUUACCAUCUUUGGCUCCAACAAAGAGAACAUCCACAGCUGGCUGAUCCUCCAGGUCAAUGCCACGGAUGCCUUGGGGGUCCCCUGCACAGAGAACGACUACAAGCUGUGGUCCCCGUCUGAUGAGCGGGGCAGCGAGUGUCUGCUGGGGCACAAGACUGUUUUCAAACGAAGGAUCCCCCACGCCACGUGCUUUAACGGAGAAGACUUCGACCGGCCGGUGGUCCUGUCCAACUGCUCCUGUACCCGACAGGACUAUGAAUGUGACUUCGGCUUCAAGAUGAGUGAAGAUUUGUUAUUAGAGGUUUGUGUUCCAGAUCCUGAGUUUUCUGGGAAGUCAUACUCCCCUCCUGUGCCUUGUCCUGUGGGAUCUGCUUACAGGAGAACCAGAGGCUAUCGGAAGAUUUCUGGGGACACCUGCAGUGGAGGAGAUGUUGAAGUACGCCUGGAAGGAGAGCUGGUGCCAUGUCCUUUGGCAGAGGAGAACGAGUUCAUCCUGUACGCCAUGCGUAAGUCCAUCCACCGCUACGACUUGACCUCCGGAGCCACCGAGCAGCUGCCUCUCACCGGCCUGCGGGCAGCGGUGGCCCUGGAUUUUGACUAUGAGCGCAACUGCUUGUAUUGGUCCGACCUGGCCUUGGACAUCAUCCAGCGCCUCUGUUUGAACGGGAGUACAGGGCAAGAGGUGAUCAUCAGUUCUGGCCUGGAGACAGUAGAAGCCUUGGCUUUUGAACCCCUCAGCCAGUUACUUUACUGGGUGGAUUCUGGCUUCAAAAAGAUUGAGGUGGGGAAUCCAGAUGGCGACUUCCGACUCACGAUCGUCAAUUCCUCUGUGCUUGAUCGGCCCAGGGCUCUGGUCCUCGUGCCCCAAGACGGGGUGAUGUUCUGGACCGACUGGGGGGACCUGAGGCCUGGCAUUUACCGGAGCAACAUGGAUGGUUCGGCUGCCUAUCGUCUUGUGUGGGAGGAUGUGAAGUGGCCCAAUGGCAUCGCCGUGGACGAGCGGUGGAUCUACUGGACGGAUGCCUACCUGGACUGCAUCGAGCGGAUCACUUUCGGCGGCCAGCAGCGCUCCGUCAUCCUGGACAACCUCCCACACCCCUACGCCAUUGCUGUCUUUAAGAAUGAGAUCUACUGGGAUGACUGGUCACAGCUCAGCAUAUUCCGAGCUUCCAAAUACAGUGGAUCUGAGAUGGCGAUUCUGGCAAGCCGGCUCACGGGGCCCAUGGACCUGAAGAUUUUCUACCGGGGAAAAACAACCGGAAGCACCACCUGUGCGUCCAGGCCGUGCAGCCUGCUGUGUCUGCCCAAGGCCAACAACACUAGGAGCUGCAGGUGUCCAGAGGGUGUGUCUGGCAGUAUCCUCCCGUCCGGGGACCUGAUGUGUGAGUGUCCUCACGGCUAUCAGCUGAAGAACCACACAUGUGUCAAAGAAGAGAACACCUGUCUCCGCAACCAGUAUCGGUGCAGCAAUGGGAACUGUAUCAACAGCAUCUGGUGGUGUGAUUUUGACAACGACUGCGGGGACAUGAGCGACGAGAGAAACUGCCCUACUACCAUCUGUGAUCUGGACACCCAGUUCCGCUGCCAGGAGUCUGGGACCUGUAUCCCACUCUCCUACAAAUGUGACCUUGAGGAUGACUGUGGCGACAAUAGCGAUGAAAGUCACUGUGAAAUGCACCAGUGCCGGAUUGACGAAUACAGCUGCAGCUCUGGCAUGUGCAUCCGCUCCUCCUGGGUGUGUGACGGGGACAACGAUUGCAGAGACUGGUCUGACGAAGCCAACUGUACUGCCAUCUAUCACACCUGUGAGGCCUCCAACUUCCAGUGUCACAACGGGCACUGCAUCCCCCAGCGGUGGGCGUGUGACGGUGACAUGGAUUGCCAAGACGGUUCUGAUGAAGAUCCAGUCAACUGUGAGAAGAAGUGCAACGGAUUCCGCUGCCCGAAUGGCACCUGCAUCCCGUCCAGCAAACACUGCGAUGGUCUGCACGACUGCUCGGAUGGCUCAGACGAACAGCACUGUGAGCCCCUCUGUACUCGCUUCAUGGACUUCGUGUGUAAGAACCGCCAGCAGUGCCUCUUCCAGUCCAUGGUGUGUGACGGCAUCAUCCAGUGCCGCGACGGCUCGGACGAGGAUGCCGUGUUUGCGGGAUGCUUCCCAGGCCCCGAGUUCCACAAGGUGUGUGAUGAGUUCAGUUUCCAGUGUCAGAACGGAGUGUGCAUCAGUUUGAUCUGGAAAUGCGACGGGAUGGAUGACUGCGGUGAUGACUCUGAUGAAGCCAACUGUGAAAACCCCACGGAGGCCCCCAACUGCUCCCACUACUUCCAAUUCCAGUGCAAGAAUGGGCACUGCAUCCCCAACAGGUGGAAAUGCGACAGGGAGAACGACUGCGGGGACUGGUCUGAUGAGAAGGUCUGUGCAGAUUCACAUAUUCUUCCCUCCCCUACUCCCGGGCCCUCUACGUGUCUGCCCAAUUACUACCGCUGCAGCAGUGGGGCCUGCGUGAUGGACAGCUGGGUGUGUGACGGGUACCGAGAUUGUGCAGACGGCUCGGAUGAGGAAGGCUGCCCCUCGCCUGCAAAUGUCACUGCUGCCUCCACUCCCACCCAGCUCGGGCGAUGUGACCGAUUUGAGUUCGAGUGCCGGCAACCGAAGAAGUGUAUCCCCAGCUGGAGGCGCUGUGAUGGUCAUCAGGAUUGCCAGGACGGCCAGGACGAGGCCAACUGCCCCACGCGCAGCACCCUGACCUGCACAGGCCAGGAGUUCCGGUGCGAGGACGGCGAGGCCUGCAUCGUGCUCUCCGAGCGCUGCGACGGCUUCCUGGACUGCUCGGACGAGAGCGACGAGCACGCCUGCAGCGAGGAAUUAAAUGUAUACAAAAUACAGAAUCUUCAGUGGACAGCUGACUUCUCUGGGGAUGUAACUUUGACCUGGAUGCGGCCCAAGAAAAUGCCCUCUGCAUCUUGUGUGUAUAACGUCUACUACAGGGUGGUUGGAGAGAGCAUAUGGAAGACUCUGGAAACCCACAGCAAUAAAACAAACACAAUAUUGAAAGUCUUGAAGCCAGACACCACGUAUCAGGUCAAAGUCCAGGUCCAGUGUCUGAGCAAGGUGCACAGCACCAAUGACUUCGUGACCUUGAGGACUCCAGAAGGAUUGCCAGACGCCCCUCAGAGCCUCCAGCUGUCGCUCCACAGGGAAGUGGAAGGAGUGAUCGUGGGCCGCUGGGCCCCUCCCGCCCACAGCCACGGCCUCAUUCGGGAGUACAUCGUCGAGUACAGCAGGAGUGGUUCCAAGAUGUGGGCCUCCCAGAGAGCUCUUAGCAACUUGACAGAAAUAAGGAACCUACUGGUCAACGCUCAGUACACUGUCAGAGUGGCUGCAGUGACCAGUCGUGGAAUAGGAAACUGGAGCGAUUCUAAAUCCAUUACCACCAUAAAAGGAAAAGUGAUCCCACCCCCAGACAUCCACAUUGACAGCUAUGGUGAAAAUUCUCUAAGCUUUACCCUGUCCGUGGACACUGACAUCAAGGUGAAUGGCUAUGUGGUGAACAUCUUCUGGGCGUUCGACACCCACAGACAGGAGAAGAGAACGUUGAACUUCCGAGGAAGCAUAUUGUCACACAAAGUUGGCAACCUGACAGCUCAUACAACCUACGAGAUUUCUGCCUGGGCCAAGACUGACUUGGGGGACAGUCCUCUGGCAUUUGAGCAUGUCACGACCAGAGGAGUCCGCCCACCCGCCCCGAGCCUCAAAGCCAAGGCCAUCAAUCAGACGGCGGUGGAAUGCACCUGGACCGGCCCCAGGAAUGUGGUUUACGGCAUCUUCUACGCCACGUCCUUUCUUGACCUCUAUCGCAACCCCAAGAGCUUGACUACAUCACAGCACAACAAAACAGUCCUUGUCAGUGGGGAAGAGCAGUAUUUGUUUCUGGUCCGGGUGGUGGCGCCCUACCAGGGGCCGUCCUCUGACUACGUCGUGGUGAGGAUGAUCCCGGAUAGCAGGCUUCCUCCCCGUCACCUGCACGUGGUUCAUACGGGCAAAACCUCCGCCGUCAUCAAGUGGGAAUCCCCAUACGAUUCUCCUGACCAGGACCUGCUGUAUGCAAUUGCAGUUAAAGAUCUAAUAAGGAAGAGUGACAGGAGCUACAAGGUAAAAUCCCGCAACAGUACCAUGGAAUACGCCCUUAACAAGCUGGAGCCUGGAGGGAAAUACCACAUCAUUGUCCAGCUGGGGAACAUGAGCAAAGACUCCAGUAUCAAAAUUACCACAGUUUCAUUAUCAGCACCUGAUGCCUUAAAAAUCAUAACAGAAAAUGACCAUGUUCUUCUGUUUUGGAAAAGCCUAGCUUUGAAGGAAAAGCAUUUUAAUGAAAGCAGGGGCUACGAGAUACACAUGUUUGAUAGUGCCAUGAAUAUCACAGCUUACCUUGGGAAUACUACUGACAAUUUCUUCAAAAUCUCCAACCUGAAAUUGGGUCAUAAUUAUACUUUCACUGUCCAAGCACGAUGCCUUUUUGGCAGCCAGAUUUGUGGGGAGCCUGCUGUCCUGCUCUAUGAUGAGUUGGGAUCUGGUGGGGAUGCAUCAGCGAUCCAGGCUGCCAGAUCUACCGACGUUGCUGCCGUGGUGGUGCCCAUCUUGUUCCUGAUACUGCUGAGCCUGGGCGUCGGGUUUGCCAUCCUGUACACGAAGCAUCGGAGGCUGCAGAGCAGCUUCACCGCUUUUGCCAACAGCCACUACAGCUCCAGGCUGGGCUCGGCCGUCUUCUCCUCGGGGGAUGACCUGGGGGAGGACGAUGAAGACGCUCCGAUGAUAACUGGAUUUUCGGACGACGUCCCCAUGGUGAUAGCCUAAAAGAGCUCUCCUCACUAGAAACCAAAUGGUGUAAAUAUUUUAUUUGAUAAAGAUAGUUGAUGGUUUAUUUUAAAAGAUGCACUUUGAGUUGCAAUAUGUUAUUUUUAUAUGGGCCAAAAAAAAAAAAACAAAACAAAACAAAAAAAUGGGGGAAAGAAAGGAAUGAAUAAACUUUGUCGUAAUCAACUGUGAACUUCAAACCAGGUUGAUUUUAGUAACCAAAUUGCUUUGAUUUGAUAUUAGUGUAGUCUUACAGGGCUGUGCUUACUGGGCAUGCUUUUUAAGUCUGUGAGAUAAUUUUGGUUCAAUAAAUUGGCCAUUCUUUUUAUUUUUCUAAGACACAGAAAUGUAUUUAAUAAAAACUUCGAGAGUGACGGGUAGAAUCCCUCCUCCUCGAAAGUAUGCUCAAAUUUAAAUUUUUUUUUGCAUUUAGUUUCUGUGAAAGUGUUUGGGCGUAUGACGGGGGAAGGUUCUUUUGUGUUAUUUUGUUAAUUUAUUGGAACUCUGUAUAGGGCAAGGCUUUAGUGGCCAUCUGACACCACACAUGUUAUGAGCCCCUCGCCUAUAGGGUUGAGGGGUGGGGAACAGAAGCAGUUUUGUUGCCAUUCCAGAAACAAUCCAUUUUUAUUCACUCGUGUGUCACACGACGGUGUUUGGCAGGAGAGCAUGUGGAGUCAUUGCUCCAUUUCAGUUAAACAGAGCUGCAGCUCGGGAAGCCCUGCAAGCAACAACUUCGUCUCUCAUAUUAAUGGAUGGAUUCUUACUGUACACGCCUCUGUACAAGAUGUAGCUUUGAAAGCUACAAAAUGAUAACACUGCUUUAUUAUACACUGGUGUCAUUGUCAUUGCAAAACAUUGCUCUGGUUGUGGGAGAGAGUUCUAGAUUUGUGCCAUGAUAGCUACACUGGCAGAUAUAGUACCUAAUUUUUCCUUUUGGGAUUUUUGUUUCGUUUUGUUUUUACUUACCGCUGAAGAAUGUCGAAUGUAAAGUUUUGUGUUUGUGUUGAGGUGGCCGCUUACUGUCCUUAAAAAUCCAUACUGAUAUAUGCAGUCAUUUUGAAUUGGGUCAGUGCCUUCUCUUUUCUUCUCUUCUUCCCCCUGCCUCACCUGUACCCCUGCCCAGUUUAAAGAGAAAAUGCUCUUCACUCUUACAGAGAGACAGGAGGUGUGUGAAUUUGAGACCAUUCGAUCCAGUUCAUGGUAGUGGCAACGCUAGAGUUGAUGUGCUCUGUAAAAUAAGCUGGGCUGUAUCCUUCUGCCUUUCAAUGCCUCCCCUGUAUUCAAACCGUGGCCACUUGGCAGGUGUGUGAAAUCCACUGGGGACUGGUGCCCACUCUCGAGACCUAGUGUUGUUAGCAGCAGUGUCUAGCGUUGUUGUGACGCCUAUCGUAUGCACCUCACUGCAGAACUUCUUCCUGAACGAGAAGCAGUGAGCUCUGGGGAUAUUCCAGAGCCAUGAUUCUGCAUAUGUGUCCCUCAUCUGCAAGCUUUGUCAAAACCCCAUCUCCUCUUAGAUGCAAUGCAUCACCUUCUCACAAGUAUUUGCUUCCUUUUAACCAGAAGUAUCAUUCUUGGCUGAUAACAUAGUUUUGUUCUACCUGGGGAGUGUUUGGGAAACAAAGAGCCAAUUAAAGUUUUUUUUAGUUAAAACA